AUGGAAAAGUUACAUGUAGUUGUAUUGUUUAUUGGAGAUUUAAUCAAAGAUGGAGGUAGUACACUUUUAGUGCGUCACCUACCAUCGACCCUCAGCAAGGAUGAAAAGGAAGACCUACUCAAACAUUUUGGUGCCUGUAGAGUUCGUGUUAUGGGCAACAAAGGCCCACUGAAACACACCGCUUUUGCUGAAUUCCAGAACAAAGAGACUGCACUACAGGUGCUGGCAAAACUGCACCAGGUGGAAUUGCUAGGAUGUAAGAUUGUAGUUGAGCUGGCUCGAGAUCAGGACAUACAUCACUUUCCUUCUGUCACAGAUACUCAGCCAGAAAGCAGAAUUCAUGAAAAGAAUGCUAAGGAUGACAAAGUAAAUGAAAAAAAAGACAAUGAAGUGGAAGAAAAUCCUUUUGACUUUUCCUUUCAUAAAUGGGGGCUGAAGUAUCCAAGACGUCGUCGAUUAUUUUAUUUGUACCCUCCCCCAUCACCAUCCAUUCUAAUGAACAUCAGCAACGCUUUGGCAGCAUGUCCAAAGUUCUAUGUUCAGGUGCUUCAUCUCAUGAAAAUGGAUUUGCCAGCACCCUUUGGACCAGUUACAGCACAACCUCCAAUGGCAGCUGACACAAUCAUCUCUGGUUACACAGCAGACAAGUUAGAGACAGAGGAAAUGGAACUGUCCAGCACCGAAGAGUCAGAGAUAGAAGGUGAUGCAGGUAUUCACAGACCAGAUGAAGAGGUCUUGCUGAAACGUCCCCAACGUGAGAAGAGGAGAGUGAGAAAACGGGCUCGACUGUCACUUGUCCAGCCUCAGAACUUUGAGGUUAAACCCUCUUCUCAUGCUGUAUCAUUGGAGGAAGUAUUUGAGCAAAUCGCAGAGAGUGGAAGCCGGCGGAAAAUACAGUUAAAUCUGCCGAAUGCUGUAACAGAUGCAGCAGAAAGUCAAGUUUUACCCCUGCCAGAGCAACCAGAAGAUACUGCAGGAAAUGUUAUUGAUGCUGACAAAGAAGUCCAGUCCAGUGGAUUUGGUGUUCUUACUCCAGUUGUCAAACCUUUGGACAAAGGAAAUGAGGAAGAAAAGGAAAAGGAAUGGUCAGAAACAAUUUUUGUUACUGAUUCUGAACUGUCCAAGGGGAGAAUGUCCCAUAAAGAAACAGAAAAGAUUGCAGUGUUCCGGAAUUAUCAGCAAGGAGAGCCAAGUCGGCGGCUUUACAUCAAAAACCUGGCCAGACAAGUGACGGAAGAGGACCUGCACUGGAUUUUUGGUCGUUAUGUCAACUGGGCUGACGAAGGGGAAAAAAUUAUGUUUGACAUUCGUCUGAUGAGGGAGGGUCGAAUGAAGGGACAGGCAUUUGUGACUUUACCUGGCACCGAGCAGGCUAAGCAAGCUGUUGCAGAUGUCAAUGCCUUUGUCUUGAAAGGAAAGCCUAUGGCAGUGCAAUUUGCUCGUUCAGCCAAACACCAAGAUGAUGACUAGAGAACUGACAGCCUGACAUGUGGCAUUUCAAACGUGCUGGUGUUUUAGAGACACACAGAUACCAAGUGUGAAAAAGAAGACAAGAAAAUGAAGAGCGGUUUUUCCAUGGAGAGAAGAGAGUGACUGAUGAGACGCGUGUGGUGCAUAAUUUGAAUGUAUCGAGAGAUAACACAAUGCUUGCAUCAAGGGGAAAUCGCAUACCGUGGUUGGUGGGAUGUAUAAUUAAAAACGGAACAGUUCUCUGGUGUUCUACUGUUUUAAGGAAUGUAUUCCCAUGGCUAUCUGGCCCCUCUAACAGCAGAAUCGGACCCAGUCGCCAUGAAGGGAGCAUCUCACAACCGGACAUCGAUAAAUGUUAAACCACACGGCACGUACGAUUCAGGAGGUAGCAGAGCUGAAUAAGUGAUGACGAUAAAAGGAUCGUAUGGGAGGCUGCCAUGGUCGUUUAGCGCUUCAGUAAUGUGUGUUCCAUUCCCGGAUGCAUAGCGCAUGACGGAACACAUCGUACCUCCAACACUAUUGGAGACACUACAAAGCUUCAUCCUCGGCACACGGUACCAGAACUGCGCGGCUGACCUCGAGAUCGACAGGCAGUGUUUUGACUGUGUCUGGAAAAUUUUCAGAACUCAUUUAAAAUCCAUUCCGGACUUGUCCACUUCAUUCAGUGGAUGUAUUGACGCGUUCCAGAGGAAUGCCCUUUGGAAUCUGGUUUUAUUGUUUCAUCUGAUUGCAGGCCGAUGUUUUUUGACGUGUGAUUUGUGUCAAAUUUCUAAUAUAAGAUUUAUUGCGCGAUCAAA
This is a messenger RNA of Pomacea canaliculata, 2267 nucleotides long. Its product is annotated as RNA-binding protein 40-like. The record is from RefSeq and is a predicted model, not a curated record. Gene Ontology annotation, biological process: mRNA splicing, via spliceosome. Gene Ontology annotation, cellular component: U12-type spliceosomal complex. Gene Ontology annotation, molecular function: pre-mRNA intronic binding; protein binding; U12 snRNA binding. NCBI's taxonomy places the organism in Eukaryota, Metazoa, Mollusca, Gastropoda, Architaenioglossa, Ampullariidae.